GGACACCGCCCGGGGGCCGGGGAUGGGAACCCAGCCGGGCUUGCGGAGGGAGCUCUGGCUCUUUGCCCCCCAGCCCUGAGAUGGUCGUGUCCUGUGCGAAAAGCCGGGGUAGAGAAGGGAAUCGUGAGCGCUGGGAAACACCGCCGAGGUCUUCCAGUCCAAACUUUAGCCGAAUUGGUGAUUUGUGCUCCCAGGCACAAGGUGGGCCGGGAGGUGGCAAAGUGGGGCAGAGCCUGGCAGGUGGCACCUUCACCCUCUCCAUCCACCUCACUCUUCAGAUCUCCCCUCAAUCGCUGCACCAUACUCGAGUCAGAGUCAGUGUUUCUGUCCGGAGACACGGGUGUUGCUGGAUAUGGGUAAUUUGUUCCUCUGAUAAGUGAAUUAUAGCACAGUGCCUUCUCUGGGACUCAGCUACAGGCCCCCAUCCGGUUUUCCAAUGCAGCUUCCCUGGCUUUCACAGCGAUAUUAAUACCAAUCCAUUGUUUGUUGCAGCCCAUCCGAUUAGAUCUGAAGAUUUCUGCAAACACAGCUCUAGCUGGACAUGGGAUAUUUUAUCUAAUCAUUCACAUCUGCUACAUUAUCACUUAAACCUUGUCCUUAUUCCAAAGGAAAAGCAACUUGUUUUUUCCUCUUACAGAUAAUGGAAGAGGUAAUUAAAUAUUUUCCCGUGUACCAGAAUAAUCGGAUUUAUACAUGGGAGUAGAAAUAUUCCCAUUGCAAGUGCCUUAACCAAAACCAAAUGAGUUUAUGCCACUAACUAUUAAAUCCAGCAACUAUUGUUUCUUGCCCAACGUACCAUUUCUUCGGACUACUUUCUCCAAUACGUUACCUAAAUUAUCACCUAGUUAUAGAUUUUAGGCUUCGAUGUUACUCUUCCUCUGUUCUGAUUGGAUAUUUUUGCUAAUUUCUCUAUUUUUACUGCAGAUACAUUUCAGUUGGGGAAUUUCCACUGGUUUUACUUUCAUUUUGCUCAAUCUUUUGUUCAUUAGGUCCUAAAAGGCACGGAAGGACUUUGUGCCUGGGGACAGUGGUGAGUUAGCACGUGGGGAAAUCAAGGCAGUGGAUAUUGUUCUCCAGCUUUGGUGUUUGGUGACCCCCACACUGGUUUUGGUGCUGGUACUCUGUUUCUGGGCUUCUGGUAAGUACUCUGUGCCCUCAGGGCAGGAAAGAAGUUGGUAGAUUUGCAACAAGGAGUUUCACAUUUCAGUUUAAUUUUUUUUGUGUCUGGGAGCAGUGAAAGUGCCAAGUUGAGGAGAUUAAGUUCUGCAAAUUUUGUUAAAGAUGGGUUUGCAUUUGAAGGAUAAGCAUCAAGACUCAAAAGUUUUCUGGCUUUUCUUGGGAGGUUUUUGUUCUUCCAUUUGGGAUCAGAGGUAUUGUACUGAACGUAACUGCCGAUCAUUCUUGGGAAGAGCAGUAGUACAGGAACUCUGCAGUGUGACUGAGCUUUCAUCCAACUUUUCCAUGUUGUUUUCAUCUUAAACAUGAAUUGAUUGUGUGAGUUUACUCUUUGCCUGAAUGCCUUUCAGUCUUAUUGGCACUGAGGGCUGAUUUUAUUCAUUUAUGUAUGCAUUUAGUAUGGCUUUAUUGAGUCUGUUGUUGUCUGUUCUUGUUGAUCGGACGGUGAUUGCUUCCCUCUUCCCUUUCCCUGUGGUAGGACACCAGCUACUGCCAGGUGCAGAGCAGGCUGAAAUUUCCCUUCACCCUUUCUGCUGAGAGGUGGGAAGCUGGCACUGGGGGCUUUUUCAGCCCCCUACACUUGAAACUCCUUUGUGAGAGCUGUGCAGUCUCAGAGGAUCAGCUUUUCACAGUGUUUUUGGUGUGAGUGACUGCCUGACUUGAGCAAGAUGCUGCUGCUUCUGUGUCAGCUUCCUCUGACAGCAGCAGAGUGGCAUAGCCCAGCUCAACUCAGGCAGUAACACCAGGAAAGCUGUGAUUCCCACAAAAUGUUCCUCUAAAGCCAUCUUCACUCGCAUUCCAGGGCACAAGGCUCAGUCCUGCAUUUUCAUGAGACCAGGAGUGAAUCAAACAAAUGUCAAAACUGUGGUCGCUGCUGGUUUGAGUGAGAAGAGACAAAAAACAUCACAGGUGACCCUUGGAUCAAAGGCAGAGCUCCCAGAUUUGUGACCCACAUAAUUGCCAUGGCCUGGCAUGUCUACAUCAAGCUCUGUUCUUGUUAUCCCCAGGCAUCUGUACCAAGUGAGGCAUGUCCCACAUGUUGGGGUGUGUCUGUGUCCUGAGACUGCCUCUAGCAGAUCGAUUCUCUGUCAGAAUAUGGAGCAGAAGCCACCUUUGCACUUGACAAGUGAAAGGAGACUGAUUACACAAUGCAGCCCCCAUUUCAGAAUGAUGACCUAGACCUGCCAGCAGCCGUGGCCAGAGCCCGUCCCCAGCUGGUGGAGUUCCUCACUCACUGCCCCGACUGGCUGCUCUCGACUGCCCGGCGCUGCGUCCCCGAGGCAGCCCUGAGCAGCCUGGGGGACAGCACCAACCCCAGGGAAAAAAUCUCAGUGCUCCUGGACCUGCUGGAGGAGGCUGGUCCUGCUGCCUGGAAGCACUUUGCACAGUCUGUCUGCAUGGAGUAUGACCUGCCCCUGGAUCUGGAGGUCCUGCUCAUGAGCUCUGCGGGAGAAGGUAACUUCAGCCAGCCAGAAGAAUCAGGCACAGACACGAGAGCCCAGCCAUCUGUGCCAACAGGGUCUGUUCGCCGCCGCCGCUGCAGCAGCUCUGGGAGUGACAAAGACGCCAAACAGCGACGAUUGGAUGCAUUUGUGAAGUACCGGCAUCUCCUCAUCAAUUCUGUCCUCCAGAGAUACGGAAGCAGGAGAGCAGCAGAAGCACAGGAGCAAACACAGCCACUGCCUUUCAACCAAGCCUUUGUCAAUGUCGUCAUUCAUCAGAGCAAAGCCCCUCGCUUAAAAGAGAGAGCAGAGAAACCCCGAGAGGACAUGGCAGGUGCUCCUGAGGCAGAGGAAUGUGCAGAUACAGCUGUGAAAGUGUCAGAUCUGCUCUGUAGCGAGGCCCCGUCGCACACGACCAAGGUGAUCUUUUUGUUUGGUAAACCAGGGAUAGGCAAGACCAGGCUAAUGCACAGGAUUUGUCAGAAAUGGGCAGAAGGUGUCCUACCUCAGUUUCUCUUCACUUUCUUGUUUGAGUUUCGGCAGCUGAACUUGUUAAAAGGAAAAUUGACCCUGCAGGAGCUUUUGUUUGACAUGUUCCUUCAGCCAGAGGACAGCCCUCAUGCGGUGUUCCAGGCCCUCCUGGAGAAUGCCCAGCAGACACUGAUCAUCUUUGAUGGCCUGGAUGAGUUUGCAGCUAACAUGGACAUGUCAUCCUCCUCUAAGAGAGGCCCAGCUCUUACCUCCCCUAUGUCCAUAUCCCAGCUCUUUGCAGACCUCUGUCAUGGGAACCUCCUGCCUGGUUGCACAGUGUUGGUCACCAGCCGACCUAAGAGGUUACCCAACUUCUUAUUAUAUACAGUAGGUGUGUUGGCAGAAAUUGGGGGAUUUGACCAUGAGAAGGUGGAGGAAUAUGUUAGCCACUAUUUUUGUCAGCAUUCAUUCAGAGAACGAGCUAUUGCUCACGUGAAAAACAACACCAAACUCCUCAGCAUGUGCUUCAUCCCUGCUCUGUGUAACAUUGUGUGCAUCUGCUUGGAGUAUUUGUUCCUCAAACAGCAGAUGAGUGUGGAGCUUCCUCAGACUAUGACACAGUUUUAUAUCAAAAUGUUUCUCAUCUUCCUGAACAAGCAACGAGGAGACUGUACAGGUGAUGAAGAGACUCAGCUGAAUUGUAACAAAAAGGCCAUUUUGGGUCUGUUUGAUCUUGCACUGAGAGGCCUGGAAGAGAAGAAACUUGUGUUUUAUGUUAGUGAUAUUCCUGAGGAUGUGAAGGAAUUUGCUUCCUUGCAUGGAUUGCUGACUGUCUUUGAGGUGAAGACGAGUGGCACUUGCCCAGAGGUUGGCUAUGCCUUUGUGCACUUGAGCUUGCAGGAGUUUUUUGCAGCACUGUGUCUCAUGGUGAGUAGGAGAGUGGACAAGAACUACCUGAAGAAGAAAUUCUUCUUGAAGUCAAAGUGGACUUUAAAGAAUGAGACAAAGACCGAAUUUGUGGAGAGUUUUCACAUAUUUCUCUCAGGCUUGUCGUCAAGAGAGUGUAGAACAUUCCUCAUGCUGCUGGCAGAGCAAGAUGAAGCUUGGGUGCAGGAAAAGCAGGAUGUGAUCCUGCAGUCCCUCAGGAAACUGGCAGCCACUCAUCUGUCAGGGCCUAAGGUCCUUGAGCUCUGCCACUGCACCUUUGAAACACAAAACCUCGAAGUAGCCCAGCACAUUGGGAGCCUGCUGAAUUUCAAGUAUGAGUUUAAAAACUUCAGACUGACAACACUGGACAUGUCGGCUUUGGUUUUUGUCAUAAACUCGGGCCAGGAUUUGAUUUGUUUGGAUUUCGCAGGAUGUCUUGUGGACACAGACUGUUUGGAGGUUCUGGCUGGCUGUAAAAAUGUGGAACACUUGAGCUUUCGCAGCAGGAGAUGUGGUGAUGACUUUGCUGCUGCUCUUUCAAAGGGCUUACAAGGAAUGAGGAACCUGAAGAAACUAGAGCUGACAGGCGGGACCAUCACAGCUGAGGGGAUGACUAACUUGGUCCAGGCUGCAUCACAGUGCCCCCAUCUUGAGGAAAUAAACUUGCAGGGUAAUCGGAUACAGGAUCCAGAAGUGAAGAGGGUGAUGGACCUGUUUUCCAGAAUGGAAAAGCUGAAGAAAGUAGACCUGAGCAACAACCAUCUUUCCUUGAAAGCUGUUCUCAGUUUGGCAAAGGAAGGCAUCGUGUGUCAAAAUGUUACUGAACUCUGUGCCAGGGUGGACACCAUGAUUAUUUAUUUUUCUGGCACAUCUGGGAAAGCUCAAAGAUCUCAGGAUUUGAAGUUGGAAGAGAAUAAUGAACACAUAAUUCCAGCUAGACAUGUGAAUUUAUGCUUGCAGGAUCACAGGCUGUUUCCCCAACAUGCCAAGAUGAUUGUGGCCAUUCUCCAGAGCUGUCCCUGUCUCUCUGAAGUGGAUUUAUCAGGCAACAAGCUGGGAGAUGAAGGCUGCAGUUGUCUGCUGGAAAGCCUCCCCUGUAUUUCAAUUUCAAAGCAGCUGAAUCUCAGCCAAAACCACCUCUCUGUCACUGGCAUUUGCAGCCUGUUGAAGUCAGUAAAUACCUGCCAGAAGGUGAUGGAGCUGCAGGUCAGCCUUGGUCAUGAUACUGCAGUCCUGAGGUUUAGAGAAGACAGGGAGAUUGUUUCCCUUCUUCCUAGGGAAAAGCCUGUGUUCUCUACUGAUGACCAAAAACAUGGGGAGGAAAAUCAGACACCAACCACUUCACAAAAAAUAAGACUGACAGAGUGUAAUUUUCAAGCCAGUGACCUGAAGAAUGUGUGUGCAGUCCUGAAGGAGUGUGGCCACAUCUCUGAGCUGGACCUAUCAUGGAAUUAUCUGGGAGAUGAGGGACUUUUGCAGCUGUUUCAGUGCCUCCCAAAACUGAAAAUGUUACGUUCUCUCAAGUUCAACAACAACCAGAUCUCCCUCAACUCUGUGUUUUUCUUAGCUCAGUCAUUAACUACACUGGAACACAUUAAAACAAUGAGCCUCAGCUUAGGGCACACACAGGUGGUUCAUCUGACCUUUUGGGAAAGAGUCAGAAGUGCCAGCAGAUGGAGAAGUGGUUCCCUGGCACGUCCCAAGCAGGAAGCAAAAGGACAGUGCUUUCGUCUCAGGGACUGCAGGGUGGGUCUGGAGGAUGUGACCAGGCUGUGCCAGAUACUGGCUCAAUGUCCCCAGCUGACAGAAAUCGAUAUUAGGAAAAACUCCUUGUCCCCACGUUGUGCUGUUUUACUCCUCAACUCUAUCAACCUCUGCGAGCGGAUCAGAGUGGUGGAAGUCCGGUCAAGUGAAAAUGCCUUCUUGCAUUUAGGAGCAAGCAUGCAAAGCCCAAGGACAUCCUGCAGGCUGACAGGCUGUGCCAUUGCAGAAGGGCAGGUGGAGGAGCUCUGCAGCAUCCUGGAGCAGCACGGGGGGCUGGCAGAAGUAGAUCUCUCCAGGAAUCAGCUGGGAGAUGAAGGCCUGAGGUGCCUCUUGGACCACUUGCAUCGAGUGCCUGGUACCUGUUCCCUCAAUCUCAGCCAUAAUGGGAUUUCUCAGGAUGGAGUCCUACAUCUCAUAAAUGCCUUUGUCACAUCUAGAAACACCACUGAAGUUCAAGUCAGUUUGUGCUCCAAAGCAACUUUAAUCAUCAAGCUGACAAGCGGAGAUGACCCAAGAAAGAUUCUGAGACUGGCAGAGUGCAACCUUCAGCCAGAGCACUUGGAAAAGUUGUUCUUGCUCCUGGAAAAGUGCACUGGUCUGACAGAGUACACGUCCUCAAAUAACAACAUGACAAUCCAAGCUGCAGAGAGACUUCUGCAUUCCCUGAGGAAGGAUCAGGGGCUGCUGAAAAUCAGCAUAGAAGAGCCAUGGGUGUGCAGGGAGAGAGUCGAGAACCUUCUGGAGCUGGCUGCCCAGGCCUCUGGAAACAUUGCUGAGAUCAUGAUAUGUAAAGAUAAAACCCUCUUCCAAUUAGUCAUAAGAUUCCCACACUGCCUGGAGAAGACAGAAUCAGUCAUUAGCAGACUGAGGCUGUACAAGCCAGAAAUGAAGCACUCCUUCUUCCAAAGGCUUUGUGAGAAAUGUGCUCAGCUUCAGCAGCUGAGAUGGUCUCACAUGGAGCUCCAUGAGGAUGAAGCAGAAAUGCUAGGCAGGAUUCUGCUGCCCCUUCCAGAGCUGAAGACAUUUGGGCUGACCUCUAGCAGUGUUUCACCAGCUGGAAUAGAUUCUUUGAUCUCAGGCUUGCAGAAUUGCCAGGCCAUUGAAGAACUCAACCUGGGCUACAUGCACCUCAGCAGUGCUGCCAUCCCUGGGCUCGUGCUGGGCCUGUGUGAGAUGCCAUCCCUGAAAAGGCUGAGCUUGGACCAUAACAGCAUUGGUAAUGAUGGCUGCUCCAGACUGGCAGAAGCCUUGAGGAAAAUGCACAACAUAGAGGAAAUCAAUUUAAGCCACAAUGAGAUUGGAGAUCCAGGCCUGAUAAAUCUUGCUGCUGUCCUCCUGGAAAUGCAAAACUUGAAGAAAAUUGACCUUUCAGGGAACUGUCCUAGUCCUGCUGGAGGGGAAAAGCUGGUGGAAGCUCUUGCCAAUUGCAAGCACAUCAAGGAGUUACUGAUUUCAAAACCUGAUUGUUUCUUCCUCCCACUCUCAGAGUCCUUUGAAUCAGGCACAUUUCAGCACAGGUCCUUUCAGCACAGUCCCAGGCACAUACUCUCAAGGAAUGGUUUUGGAGACAGGACAGCAGUGACACUUGCCCUCUGUCUGCCUCACAUGACCAACCUGAAGAUCCUGCACUUCCAGAACAACAACAUCAGGCAGGCAGGAGGGCUGGAGCUGGCCAGAGCCCUGGCGGUGUGUGGGCUGCUGGAAGAGAUAAGUAUAGCAGAAAAUGACCUUGGGGAGCAGAGCAUCCAUGCCCUGUCCGAGGGGCUGCCGUGCUUCCGACACCUCCGGAAGAUCGACUUGAAAUUCUGUGGGAUCACUGAUGAUGCUUCAAAAUCACUCUCUCUUGGCUUCCAACAGUGCCCUUCCAUGGAGGAGAUCAUACUAUCUUGGAAUGCCCUUGGAGAUCGAGGAGCCCGAGAGCUGGCCAUUGCUCUCCCCAAGAUGGAAAAGCUGAAGGUGCUAGACCUGGAGAAAAACCGCAUAGGAGCCUGUGGGGCCACAAAGCUCGCGGAGGAACUUGCCACGUGCCCAGAAAUUCAGUCUAUAAGGCUGUGGGGCAACCCAGUGCCCAAGGGCCUUCCUGAGACUUUGACAAGCCAAGACCCAAGACUGUGUUUCUCCUUCAGCUAGAAAAGAAGAGCCUUGGCCUAACUAGGGUCUGUCUGCUACUGCCCUCAAAACUGCACUGAAGAACCAGGAACUCAAAGUUCCUACAACUGAAAACUGUAAAUAUUGGACUUUUCUUUGCUGCACUGAACCAAGUGUGGACACUGGGGUGUUUUUGUUUGGCUUGGGUUUUUGUUUUGUUUGUUUCUGUUGGGUUUUUGUUUGUUUGUUUUGUUUCUUGUGAUCUUUUAUUGUACAGAAGAUAAAAAUACUGUAAAUAACUGCUGCUAACAGGCAGUAUGGUAUUCUUGGUGUAAAAACACUGAAAGUCUCUUCAAGAGAAUAGAUUUCCAGAAAAUUCUUAGCAAACAGUGAUAAGAAUCCUUAUGUACUAGACAUUAUUUAUUUAUGUAUUGCCCUACAAUGAAAGGUUCACCAUCACCUCCAUCUGAGCUUCAACAUCAAAUUAGAAGUUCAAUACUUUUAGUCUUUAUUUUGAGGGAGGGGCAGUGAGUGACAGAAAGAAUAAACACCAUAAUUAAGUUCUCACACACAGUCCCAAAAAAGCAGAUGUAAGGUUUUCUCAGAGCUGUGAGAUUUUGGAGUCACCCUCCCUGGAAGUGUUCAGAAAAUGUGUGGAUGUGGCACUUGGAGACAUGGUUUACAGAUGAACGUGUUGGUGCUGGGUUAAGGGUUUGGCUUGGUGAUCUUGGAGGUCUUUUCCAACCUUAACCCUUCUAUGAUUUCAUUAUUCGAGGAUGAGAUGCACUUUCUCAGGCAUUCAGAAAGCCAGCAAAGUAAUUAUCCUUAAUCAAGAUUACAACACCUGCAGGAUGUUGCAGUAAAGGAAUACACAUCCUCCAGGAGAGAAUGUAAAAUUAUUUAUAAAAUUGAAAAUUGUUGACACUGUUACUCCAACAGGCUGCUUGAAAAUCAUCUGUAACUGUGUGAGAUUCCUCUAUGAUUUUUAGGAAAAAAGUCAUAGAAUGACAGAUUGAGUUGGAAGGGAUCUUAAAUACCUAGGUCCAACACCCCUGCCAUGGGCAGGGACACCUUACACUACACCAGGUUUCUCAAAUCCAGGUGACCUUGAACACUUCCAGGGAUGGGGCAGCCACAGCUUUUCUUGGGACAAGAAAAAAAAGGAUACGAAAAAAAAAAAUAGUGUAUGGUUUUGUAUUCUUCAUAUCAGCCUCCUUUUCACACAGAAUUGCCUCUGUUUUGUGGAAAAAAUAAACUUCAGGACAUUCAAAAUUUCGAGUCAUUGCCCGAAAAUGAUCAAUGUUUAUACUGUGAUAAAAAAAAAAUGCUGAUAUUACCAUAAAUUCCAAUGAGAAACAUACAAGGACUGAGCUUGGAAAACAACCUGUAAGCAAACCAACUGCUCUAUGUGACAGGAAUGUGCUAUAAUGACUAUUUUCUUGAGGGGUUUUGUACAGCUUUGUGGGGUUUUGGACUGGUUGCACCAACCUCUUUCAGGAGAAGUGAGGGACCAAUUAGCUGGAAAUGUUGUCCACAUGGAAGAUCCUUCAAGUCUCUACUCUCAGAGCCUGUGUGUCACUGGGCAGUGGAUGUUGGACCUGUGGGAGCUGCAGGGGGAAGAUCCCAAACACCACUUUUGCUCCUUAGAGGAGACAGAUGACAACUGCCUUGGGACCCCUGGAAUUCUGGCUUGUGUCAUAAGAGUGCAGCCACACUGUUCUCAUUUGUUACCUGGUGUUUUAGGGUUUUCUUUUCAUGUUUGUGCUGUAAAUAUUUAAA
Messenger RNA from Taeniopygia guttata (zebra finch), 9647 nucleotides. NCBI's taxonomy places the organism in Eukaryota, Metazoa, Chordata, Aves, Passeriformes, Estrildidae. The record is from RefSeq and is a predicted model, not a curated record.